GGCCAUUUGGUUUCUUGCUGUGCGAUUGACAAGUUUUGUUCGGGACAUUCGUAAUUAAAUUAUCUACAUUUAAUUUUAUAAUCUAUAAAAUAUCCUAAAAUGGUGGCUAAAGCUGUAUGCGUUAUCAAUGGUGAUGCCAAGGGCACCGUUUUCUUUGAACAGGAGGCGGACGGCUGCCCGGUGAAAGUUACAGGAGAAGUUACUGGCUUGGCGAAGGGUCAGCAUGGCUUCCAUGUGCACGAGUUUGGCGACAACACGAACGGCUGCAUGUCCUCAGGACCGCAUUUCAAUCCAUUCCAGAAGGAACAUGGCGCUCCGACUGACGAGAAUCGUCAUUUAGGUGAUCUGGGCAAUAUUGUAGCCACCGGCGACGGACCCACUCCAGUCGACAUAUGCGAUUGCAAAAUCACGUUGUUUGGAGCCAAUAGCAUUAUCGGACGCACUGUUGUGGUACAUGCUGAUGCUGACGACUUAGGCAAAGGUGGUCAUGAGCUGAGCAAGACAACUGGCAACGCUGGCGCUCGCAUCGGUUGCGGCGUAAUUGGAAUUGCCAAAAUCUAAGAAAAUAUAAAGCAUCUGAAUUCAAUACUUAUAUAAAUAUACAUAUAUGCUUAUAUGAAAUUUAGUCUUACGAAUGGAACAUAUUACUGGUUUAAACGGGCGUUAAAUGAGAUUUUCUUUAAUCUGGUAGUUACUAAAUAUCACAUUUGAAGAUAAUAAAUGGGGUUAUCAGAUCAAA
Messenger RNA from Drosophila mojavensis, 739 nucleotides. RefSeq names its product superoxide dismutase [Cu-Zn] (gene Sod1). Lineage: Eukaryota; Metazoa; Arthropoda; Insecta; Diptera; Drosophilidae. The record is from RefSeq and is a predicted model, not a curated record. The coding region runs from base 100 to 561 and encodes 153 amino acids. Gene Ontology annotation, biological process: removal of superoxide radicals. Gene Ontology annotation, molecular function: superoxide dismutase activity; copper ion binding. The transcript is spliced from 2 exons.